UCCCAAGUGUCACCAUCCUCCGACAUGCAGUCCCUGGUUCUGGUCCUAACGGCAGCAGUUGCUGUGUCCGCUGCCCCACAGAGCUACAGCCUCCCCACACCAUCGGGGCCACUCUUGAACCUGGGGAGUUGCGGUAAAGGGCAGGUGCGACAUGUGGAUGGCAGAUGCGUGACACCCCGGGUCAACGAACGCGUUUUCCUGUACAAUGCCCCACCAAACCCACGACCCAACAACCCGCCCCCAUACAUCCCAGAACCUAAAGUAGACCGCAAUGUGCUGUUCAUCAAACUUGCAGAGAAAAAGGUUCAAGAUCCCAUUGUGGUACCACCUCCAAGGCAGGAUCAGGUGGUGUAUAUCCUCAACAAGCAAUCAGACCAAGGACAGCGUGUAAUCGAAGUGGCCGCUCCUCCCCCCUCGGACCCAGAGGUUUACUUCGUCAACUACGGCGAGGGUGAGAACCCGACUCUUCCCGGCGGAACUAGUCUCCAGCGCGCCCUGACGACCGCCGUCAACGCCAAGGGCCAAGUCAUUACCGGAGGUGCUCUGGGUGGAGCUGGUGGAUUCGGAAGCAGCGGAAGUGUCGGCUUCGGAGGCAGCGGAAGUGGUAGCUUCGGUGGCAGUGGCAGUUUCGGAGGCAGCGGAAGUGGCAGCUUCGGAAGCAGUGGCAGUUUCGGAGGCACCGGAAGUGGCAGCUUCGGGAGCAGUGGAAGUCUCGGCGGCAGCUUCGGAGUUAGCGGCAGCGGCAACCUUGGAGGUAGUGGUAGCCUUGGAGGCAGUGGCAGCCUUGGAGGCAGUGGCAGCCUUGGAGGCAGUGGCAGCUUCGGAGCCAGCGGAAGCGGCAGUCUUGGCAGCAGCGGCAGUGGUUUUGGAAGCGGAAACGGAUUUGGAAGUGGAAGCAGCUCCCUCGGCAGUGGAAGCAGUUUUGGAAGUGGAAGCAGCUCUUUCGGAGGCGCAAGCGGUAGCAACGUUGGAGGCAGCAGUGCAUUUGGCAGUAUCAGCAGCGUUGCAAGUGGCAGGAGUGCCCUUGGAAGCAGCAGCACACUUGGUAGUGGCAGCAGUACUGGAAGUGGCGCCAGCGCCUCUGGCAGCGGUAACGCCUUCUAAGCCUCAGUGGAUCUGGAUCAUCAGGAGCAACCACUGGAAGCUUCGGAACUGACUCUGGCUUCGAAAGCACUGUAUCGCGAAGCUCUUUCAGCGUGCCUGCCCUGCCUAGCAUCUACUCAACACCCUAAUUAGUGCAGCUGUUUGACCGCCCCAGUGUACCAUAUGCAUAAUCUUUUUUGGCAGACCAUCUGCGUGAAUCUUGAGCUUCAAAUAAUGUGGCUAUUCAGAUAAAAAGAAAUCUCUAAUCACAGUGCUAGAACUGUCGAUUAUUGGCGAUGUAGAUAAGAACUACCAAAUAAACUUGCACGAAGGAAAA
This is a messenger RNA of Penaeus monodon (black tiger shrimp), 1420 nucleotides long. Its product is annotated as keratin, type I cytoskeletal 9-like. The record is from RefSeq and is a predicted model, not a curated record. Lineage: Eukaryota; Metazoa; Arthropoda; Malacostraca; Decapoda; Penaeidae.